Messenger RNA from Triplophysa dalaica, 3970 nucleotides. It is a transcript of the gene tsc1a, whose product is annotated as TSC complex subunit 1a. The record is from RefSeq and is a predicted model, not a curated record. The transcript is spliced from 22 exons. Lineage: Eukaryota; Metazoa; Chordata; Actinopteri; Cypriniformes; Nemacheilidae. Gene Ontology annotation, biological process: negative regulation of cell population proliferation; regulation of cell cycle; negative regulation of TOR signaling. Bases 190 to 3615 code for a protein of 1141 amino acids. Gene Ontology annotation, cellular component: TSC1-TSC2 complex.
CUGUCACGCUGAAGCAGCUGCUACAUGCUUAGCUAGCACACCACUUCACAUCUUGCUGCCACUCAUGCAGUGAUCUUGUGACAGCGAGGCUGAAGAGUCGUUCAUGCAGAAGCACCCCAUGCUGACACCACAGGACAUUGGUUUACGCUGUGACAAAGGCAUCAGUCCUGCCCACUGUCCUGCACAGCUAUGGCCAAAGAGCAGCCGAACGCAUUCGACCUUCUCCCUCUUUUGGGGUCCACCGACUUGCAGGAGCUGGAGCAAGUUAAAACCCUGUUGCAGGAGACUCUCGGCACAGAUAAAGGUGCAAUGUUGCUGAAUAGCCUUGUGGAUUUUUUCCUGGAAACAAAUUCAUCUCAAGCUGUGGAUAUCCUGUCUUCUGUCAGGGAGCCCCUUGAUAAGCCUCUUUUAGAUAAGAUGAAUGAAUGCAUGGGCAAGCAGAGCAGCCGUCUCUCCACCGUCACCCUCCUCGGCCAUGUUGUCCGCAAGCAGCCACAAUGGAUCCACAAGAUUGCACGCUUCCCUUUGUUUACUUCGUUGCUCAAAUGCCUCAAGGCUGAUUCUGAUGUAGUGGUUCUCAUAACUGGCGUUCUGGUGUUGAUUACUCUACUACCCAUGAUUCCUCAAACCAACAAACAUCUUCUCUGUGAGUUCUUUGACAUCUUUGGACGGCUUGCUGCUUGGAACCAACGGCACCCAGGUCUUACUCAGGGAGUGUAUGCAGUCCAUCUGCAUGCCAGUGUAUACUCACUUUUCCACCGACUAUACGGGAUGUACCCGUGUAAUUUUGUUUCCUACCUACGUGCACAUUACAGCAUGAAGGAGAAUGUGGAUACAUUCGAAGAAGUAGUUAAGCCAAUGUUGGAGCAUGUACGGAUACAUCCAGAGCUCAUCACAGGAACCAAAGAUUACGAGGUUGAUCCGAUAAGAUGGAAGAGAUUCGAGCCCCAUGAUAUAGUGAUUGAAUGUGGCAAAGUUUCCCUCGAUCCAAAGGAGGCAUCCUGUGAAGAGGGCUAUUCUUCUUUGUCUGAUCACGUAGCACGUCGCCCUGUAGAACACAGCCGGUCAUUUUCGGAGCUCAUUAUCCAUGAAAUGACCUCUGUCACGCCAAUGGCCGCUGUUAGUCAGUCUCUUUCUCUAUCUCUUCCUUUUCAAACUGUUUCCCAGGAAUCAGGUUCCAUGACACACACACCCAACCAACAAGCGCAGAGUGAUGAGAGAAACUCCUCAGGAAGAAAGGAGGGCAUAUGGAGUCCUUCCUCAAUCUGUGGGAUAACCACCCCGCCCAGCUCCAGAAUGUCCCCUACUACCGUUUCAGAAAUCUCGCAUAGUGCCUCCCAACUCUCAGGACGAAUCCUCAACACACCAGUGGAUGGAAAAUGGUCCUUGUCUCCUUCAACCCCCUCAGGGUCAUCUCCGCUACCAUCAUUCUCAGAGGAACUAGGGCAGGCCGCCCAAAUCCCCAGCAGUACUCAGGCUAAGGUAAAUCCAACGCUCAAAGAUCUGAAGAAAGUCAUGCCUAGAAGUAUAAACAACAACGGAGGUGCUAGCGAUGGCAAGAGUCCAGUGUCAUUGGCGACCCUGUCCGACAUUGUCAAGAAGACAGAUCAGGAGAGAGAGGAUGUCGCUAUCACAGAGGAGAUUUUAAGCCUGACACAUGGGAAACUGGAUUUCGCGACAAGGCCCAGACUGGAUUCUUCUUUUUCCGGCUCCUCGGACACCUUGCUCUCAUCCCAUCCAAGCAACGAACCAAAUUUAGUCUCCACACCAGACAGGGGUGAAGCCACAACCAAAGGAGGAGAUCAGCAACCUCCGUGGUCCCUGUGGCCUCCUUUCACCCCCAUAGAUAAUGGAAAGGGUCCGAGUAAAUGUUCUCUCUCCGAUCUGAUGAAAGAACCCAUGCCCUACGAGCCGCUGUUUGACCUAGCCCUGCCUAAAGUGGCGUAUUUGUUUUUGGAGACAAAGACCACAGAGGCCUUGAGGAAGGUGGAGGGAGAGAGGGAGCUACACCGAGAGAUGGAGGGCGAGGAUCUUUCUGCAACUUCACCGCUGGAGGUGUUGGACCGUGUUAUUCAGCAGGGCCAUGAGACGCAUGACAAGUUGCUAAAGAGAACUCUGUUCUUUCAAAACCAAUCGUCGGACCCAAACUCUGGAGGUAAACAGCAUAGCAAUAAAGGAAAAGUUCCUGUGUCUGUAGCAUCUGAUGAACUAGGGAUGUUGCGCAGUCAGUUGCUGUUGCUCCAUAACCAGCUGCUGUAUGAGAGACAUAAGAGAGAGCAGCAUGCGCUCCGGAACCGCCGUCUUUUUGGCCGUAUCGUCAACACGACUGCACUGGAAGAGCAGAACAACUCCAUGAAAACCCAACUCAAGCUUCAGGAUGUUGAGAUGCAGGCUGUACAGAUGAGCCUGCAGGAGGAACAACGGCGCUCCAGGCUUUUGCGAGAGGACAGCGAGACUGUGGUGAACCAGCUGCAGGCGCAAAUCCAGCAGCUGCAGAUAGAACGCAAUGACUAUUACUCAAAGAUGCUGGAACUGCAGAGUGACUUGCAAGAAAAUCAGAAAAAGGUGGGAGAAAUGGAGGCGGAGCUACAGAGAGCCAACAACAAAGUAUGUAAUAUGGGACACCUGCUCAGCCAGCUGUCCAUCAAGCUCAACAAAAGUGAGAGUAUGGAACAGCAGAUGGGUUUUUUGAACAAACAGUUCCUGCUUUUGGGUGAGGCCAACAAGCUAUGCAUGGAAGAAAUUGAGCGCUUGGGACCCGAAGCAAGCAAGGAGCUGAAGAUGCAGCAGGCGUCUUCACUGCGGGAGGUAGAGCAUUUGAGGCAGAGCUCCCUCCAGCAGAGUCAGAGACUCGAGGCAGCCCAGCAGCGUAUCACUGACCUGGAGACCCAAGUUACUAAGAAAGAGCAAGUCAUCCGAGAGCAGAAGAAAUUUCUGGAGAAUGUCAAAAGUCAAGCCAUGGAGCAGCUGCAGGCUUCAGAAAACAGAUACUUUGUUCAAAAGCACAUCACUCAGGCAUUACAGUCAGAGCUGCUUGAGCUCUACAGUCAAAUAGAGCUGAAGAACCUGCACACCUGUUCACCAGUAGAGAGCACUUCUGAACCCAGCAGUUCCAACAACCAGAGGUCAAAUCGCAACAGUACCAGCCCAUCUGCUUCAACUCGAUCAGCUGACCCCUUGAAAAGAGAGGAAAACGCAUACAUGUGCUUCAAUGGCGAACUGUCUGCCGUAUCUUCUCAUACGCCUCCCAGAGCGGCCAUUAACGGCAGUCAGGAAGAAGAUCUUUCCGCCCUCGCCCGCUCAUUUUCCUCCCUUCCCUGCAACUCCCCGCUGGCAAUUGGCUCUUGCCCCAGUACCGGAAGCUUUUUGGGUAAACGUGCCAGAGAGCUCUUCCGUAAUAAGAGCGAGAGCCACUACGAAGAGGAGCCAGCUGCCCCCACCUGCUUCUCUCAGGAUCCGAAACUAGUAGACCCUUCAGAUAACGUUGAGCUUGAGGGGUCUAAUGAUCAGAUUGACCUGCAGCCCAUGGACAGACCCCGUGCGUAUAACAUUCAGCGGAGGAGACAGCAUGAUCUGCGAAUAAUGGAUUACAAUGAGACCCAUCAUGACCAUUGAUUGUACGCUGCUUAGGUGAUCGUAGAAGAGGAUAAAUCCCAGUAUUAGAGUGCACCACUCCAGGUCAGAGUGGUCUGUGAAGUUUUAGUUCAUUUUAAAAAGUCUUUUGUAUUACAGAGAAGCCAAAAAAUAAGAAAAAAAAUUGACUGGGUUGAACUCAUCCAGCCUCAGUGGCACACAUAUCUCCUGUCUAAAUGUCAUUGAGUUAACAAUGAAUUCAUCGUAAUUCAGUAGUUUUUUUUAAUUGACAUUCACUGUUCUGUCGUGGUGGUGAUAUGGUGUGGCAAUUGGAUGUUGUGCAGUCCCCACUGUACUUUCCAGCCAACGUAUUGCCUUUAUUUUUGUUUUCUUCUUC